AUGUGGACCAUUCUGCUGCGUGACAAUGCCUUUGGCCAAUACAUGGUCUUGAACACGGACAAAAUUCCAGACCUCAGCCGCACCCGAGGAUCUCUACCCUCGGUGCGCGAUCUACAAGCCAGCUAUGCCAUAUCACACUACCUGAGGGCACUGUGGAUCCACACAACAAGAAGCAUGAGAGAUCAUCUUGGCGCGGAGAUCAUCGACAAAGCUCGGUUCCACGUCGUGCUUACCCUGCCGACUGUGUGGGCAAAGUGUGGCCAGCGGGCGUUGCGCAAGGGUGCAAAAAUAGCUGGGAUGCUUGAUCGUCGAAAAGCAGGCCCCACCAAGCUAACCGUAGUCCGCAGAAGUACUGCUGCAGCCCAGGGAGCUAUAUAUGAAGCUGUUCCAGAUUUGCAUGCGGGUGAUUCAUAUAUAUGUACAGGGGUGCGCUGCGGCGGCGACGCGGUGGAUGCGGCUUUCGAGGUCUCGCUACAGCAAUCAGCAAAUGCAAUGGGGGCCACACUGGGCAAGGCCGUGGUCCAACAUAUAAUGGCAAACGAAUGGGAACCGCGAAUCAAGCGCGCAUUUUGCGCCAGCGCAAGGGCAACCAUGUUCCCGCUGAAGCUGCAUUCCCAUACUCAGAAGUCUGUACGGAUCCAUGACCUGAUGCAAUCGCAUUUGAAGACGCAAGCAAGCACGUUGAGAUCCACGUUGGAGUCAAUAAACCCUGCCGACAUCGCGCAUGCAAACACCAUCUCGACAAUUCGGGAUCUUAUCGACGAUCAGAUUCUCAAAGUGCAGGCCCAGGGUCAGCACGUCAAGGGAAUCAUUCUUGCGGGCGGGCUAGGCUCAAGUCCACAGGUCUAUGACUGCCUGCAAACCGGGUACAUUCCCAAUAUUCACAUUAGCCAGGCGGACACAUCGACAAGAACGUCAAACGCCGCCUGCCGCGGGGCGAUAUACCAGGCGUAUCUCCAACCAGAUGAUGAAUAUGAUGAAUAUGGCGACAUACCUGAGGCAGAAAUCCCGGGACGUCAUCCACCCUCGUCACGGGAUGAGGAGAAUAAUUCAGCAUCAGACGUGAAUUUUGAGGGAGACUAUGACCCAGCACAGAUCAGGCAGCUGAGGAUGAUGACUUGCUGACUCCG
Molecule: messenger RNA, 1130 nt
Organism: Aspergillus calidoustus
Lineage: Eukaryota; Fungi; Ascomycota; Eurotiomycetes; Eurotiales; Aspergillaceae
Source: the annotation of a GenBank genome assembly